Molecule: messenger RNA, 5894 nt
Organism: Aptenodytes forsteri (emperor penguin)
Lineage: Eukaryota; Metazoa; Chordata; Aves; Sphenisciformes; Spheniscidae
Gene: ATXN3
Product: ataxin 3
Exons: 10
Coding region: 106-1053 (315 amino acids)
Biological process (GO): protein deubiquitination
Cellular component (GO): nucleus
Molecular function (GO): cysteine-type deubiquitinase activity
Source: RefSeq, a predicted model, not a curated record
GGCUCAUUGUGUGCUCAGCACUGUCUGAAUAAUUUGCUACAAGGGGAAUAUUUUAGUCCUGUUGAGUUAUCCUCUAUCGCACAGCAGUUGGAUGAGGAAGAAAGAAUGAGAAUGGCAGAGGGAGGAGUGUCUAGUGAAGAAUAUAGAACGUUUUUACAGCAGCCUUCUGUAAAUAUGGAUGAUAGUGGAUUCUUCUCAAUUCAAGUUAUAAGCAAUGCCUUGAAAGUUUGGGGUUUAGAACUAAUCCUCUUCAACAGUCCAGAGUAUCAGAGGCUUGGGAUCGACCCUAUAAAUGAAAAAUCAUUUAUUUGUAAUUAUAAGGAGCACUGGUUUACAGUUCGAAAGUUAGGAAAACAGUGGUUUAACUUGAACUCUCUCUUGAUGGGUCCAGAACUAAUAUCAGAUACAUAUCUUGCACUUUUCUUGGCUCAAUUACAACAGGAAGGUUAUUCCAUAUUUGUAGUAAAAGGUGACCUGCCAGACUGUGAGGCUGAUCAGCUAUUGCAGAUGAUUCGGGUACAGCAGAUGCAGCGACCAAAACUAAUUGGAGAAGAGACGGCACAGUCAAGAGAUCAGAGGCUACCCAGAAGUGAUAUGGACCAAGCAAUAGAAGUUAACCAUCCUUUUGAUGGAACAGGCAUGUUAGAUGAAGAUGAAGAGAAUUUUCAGAGAGCCCUGGCUCUAAGUAGGCAGGAAAUUGAUAUGGAAGAUGAAGAAGCUGAUCUUCGCAGAGCCAUUCAACUCAGCAUGCAAGGUAGUCGUCGAAGUGAGUUCUCGGACUCAUUACCACAGAAUGUUCCUCAGUCACCUCACACCAGUCAGACAGACUCCCUUUCUUCAGAAGAACUGCGAAAGAGAAGACAAGCAUAUUUUGAAAAGCAGCAACAACAGCAAGAUCGGACCCCAAACCUGCAUGAUAAGCCAACUCUAAGCUCAAGCACUCCAGAAGCUGACCCAGGAGGUGAUAUGAGUGAAGAAGACAUGCUUCAAGCAGCCAUGAAUAUGUCUCUGGAAUCUGUUAGAAACCACUUGAACGCAGAAGAGGAGAAAUGACAUAACUUUUCUUCCCUCUUAUUGUCAAAACACUAAGUCUCCAUUAUAAUUUUACUGUGUGGGUGUUGCACAAGCAGGGUUCAUUUCAGAGUUCUGGAAGCAGGAAUGAAAGGGGGGCUGGAGGUCAGAGUUUAGAGGGAAUCUGCAAAUAUAAAAAAGAUUGCACUAAUUUAGAAAACUGUAGUACUCCUUCUACAGAAUAUCUGUUCACAAGAGUAGCUGUAUUAAAAUUACUUAAACUAUUCACAUGAACAAAGUUAGAUGUGUAGCAGCUGUAACUUGCAUUUAAAAAGCAAGUUUAAAUUGUUUUGAAGAAUUCUAUAGAAAAUACAAAAGGUGCUGAAAACCAGCAUCAACUGAUUUGCUUCAGUGCUAAUGGGAAAAUAGAUACAAGUAAUAAGUUGUGCUCAUAAAUGACUAAGUUCUUUCUAAGAAAUCACUUUUCUGUUUGUCUUAGAUAAUUUAUUUUGUGACUGUUUAUUCUGAAUGACUUAAUGUCAACUUUUCGAUCCUGCUGUCCACUUUUGAAAUGACCCAUUCUGCAGGAGAAGCAUGAAUCCAUAAAUUUCAUACUUUGCAAUUCAAGAGAAAAUCUUCAGUGUAUUGUUUAUUAUGAUGUUACUCCUGAAUCUUUCAGUGACUUUGACCUUAUAACACUUUCUGGUUUUACUUUCAGUUCCAACUGUAAAAUCUUCAGAUCCAUGUUUAAAGUAGGAUUUUUGCAUUGCCCUAUUGUCUUUUGGCAGACAACUUGGUUUUUUUAUUUGUUUUUGUUUUCUUAUGCUCUUUCUAAUUAUGCCACUGUCUUUACUAUAAAAGUAGCAUAUAAUCAGUUGGGUUAAACAGGUUUUCUUUUCUACCUCUACUGGAGUCUUUUUUCCUCUUCAAGCUCAACCCUUCAUUCUGGCCUUUCAGUAUGAAAGAGCUGUAACUGAGUCUAGGAGAAAGGAGGAGGGGGAUUUAGGUGCCAUAAAUCAGUGCCACACACAUAAGGUGCAUUCCUGCAGUCUGAAAUGACCCCUGUGCAAGUAGCUCUUUUAAGAAUGAGUAUUUAUGUCUGUGUGGAUGUUCUUUCUGAAAUGCUUUUUAUGAGUGUCUGUCAGAAUGUUGCAGCUUUUUCAGGAAUGGCCUUUAUUCACGCACCUUACAAUUUUUUAUCAUGCUGUUUCUGAUCCUGAGAAAAAUUGGGGAACAAAGUAUGUGAGAUGUCUUACAACCAAUAGCAUAAGCUAUUUGCUUUGAUAUUCAGGAUGAAUGUGUAACAGGGUGACCAAACCUGACUUUCAACUUCAGUACAACAAUUGAUAUGUUUCAUUUUCCUAAAUGGUGCUUGGAAAUACAAAUUCUGUUUACAUAUAAAUUAUAUGGAAAUAUGUUGUAGAUAGAGUAUGUAAGCUGUAGUCCACUUAAUGCAUUAACAGUUGGCACAGGUAUUCUAAGAACCCUUUGAAGAUAACCCCAAAUUUCUUUAUCAAAAUAUUCUAAAGUUAUAUCAUUGCACAAUAGUAAUAUCUAGUUAAAAUUAGUAUGAAAUGAAUGGUAGCUAGAUGGAAAUACACAUUCAGCAUCAAGUAGUACUGUACAUGAAAGGGCUCUUACCUCUCAGUAAAGAUUUGUUUACAGCAAUGGUUUCUUGAUAGCUUAGGAUAUUAUUAUAUUAUACAUAAUUGGGCUAAAUUCUGUUUUCCUUACCUGUGUGCUGAACUUCCACUAAUGUCACCAGAACCACUGGUAUGUGUAAGACAAUAUGGAUUUUGACAUGAGACAGCACUACUUUUAAGAAGCGGAUUUUAAAUUUUGUCUUUUUUAAAUAAUCCUGUCAUGCACAUUAUAAUUAAUAUCUGCAGUGUCUCAAUACAGCUAAACAAUGGCUUUAAAAGUCCAUGUGUGCGCAUGCCAUUUUGAAAUGCUAUAUUUUUCAGGAUGUAAAUUUCUGCUUUCAGUUUAAAACUUAUAUGAAACUGAAAACAGGAAUCUCUAAAGCACUGAAUUAUUUCUUUGCUUGUCUGUAAAUUAUCCACAGCUUUAAUUUCCCUUCUUUUGUUGUGCCAUAAACUGAUUCUGAAAUAAGACUCUCAUUUUUAUAAAUAGGUAUAGGCUGGCAAUUUGAUACCAGUACUUGGAACUUGGACCUUUUAUCCUCUAUUAUAAGAAUAUAAUAAAAAUGUAUUCUUUCUAUAGCUAUAUAGUGUAGUAGCCCUAUAGUAAACAAAAAAAAAGCCCCUUGAAUUGACUUAACUGUAACCUGUGACAAUUACAUCUUUUUAUAAUUGCUAAAGCAUAGAGGUUUGCGUUUGAACUUUCAUGUCACUUUGUAAGUUACUUCAUCACACAAGUGUUUUAAUAUGUAAGGAAUAUAAAGUAACAGUGCCUGAAAAGCACAACUGUGUCAGUCAUUACAGGGCUAACCAUAUUCCUUUCUGUGUAGCAACAUUGUCACUCUAGAAAUACCAGUCUGAUUUUCAGAGGAGUGUCAAGUUUAAUGAAGUAGGCGUAUCUGCCUAGUCAAGCAGUUAAGAGGUAGCAAUUUAAGCUAUGUAUGUUAAUUGCACCAAAGGGAAAGACUAAUGCUAAUUGCUGACAGUACAUAUUUUAUACCCCAGACCUAAAGUUCAAAAUGUGUGGACCUGCCAAGAAGCUGUCAAUAAAAAACCGAUCGCAUUUUUUGGUGUGCGUUCUUUCAGUGAUAAACAGUUCUCAAUAUGGCUGAACUAUGCUCAUAAGGUGUUUACUAAUUUAGAGCCUAUUCUUAGUGUUAUCUAUUCUGUCAACCUGAAGGGUUUUUUUUUCCCCAUGUUGUAGCUUUAGGCCAAAGUCCAUUGUAAAGGAGCAGAUUUUUUUUUAUUGCAGUAUGAGGUUUGAAGGAAUUUCAGUCUUCAUUCAUCCAACAGAUUUUUACUGUCUUCCUCACAGUGAACGGUCCAUGUGACGUCAUUUGUGUUUUUCUGCCUAUAAAAAUCAAAGGGGUAGGGGGAAUGAGUGAUACUUACAUUAAAUAUCUUCCAAAAUUAGUUUUGUAAGUAUAAUUCUGUAAACUGCUUUCAUGGUCUUGUAAUGAGGGCAGAAGGAAAAAGUGUUGUAAUGCAGUCAUGCUUGAAUGCAAUUCUUGUUAGGCACAGCAGGUAUAAAUAUGAGCUGUUUAAAUGCUCCCAUUUUUCUGGGCUUGAAACUAAUCUGAUACAAUACUGGCUUACUCUCCAACAUUUGGGCUCCUUGUGCCUGUCAAACGACUUCAGCAAGUGUAAAUGUAAUUUUCAGCUAAGGUACUCUUACUAUUUUUCAUACUUAAUUACUUUGCAGACUAAUUAAAAAUAACCAAUACAAAGUUAAAUUUCCAAUGUGUUUUAAUGUUGGACUAUUGCUUCUAUUAUAAAUCUAUAAAAUGGUGGGGAGUUUAAAAUGGCUUCUGCACAUGUCUAGUAAACAAUUCUAUUUCUGUAUCUCAGACAAAUAUUGUCAUUUGCAAGCUGCUUUGUUUUAUUACAAAACUGACAGGCUUUUAAAAAUGAAUGUGUUACAGUUCUAAAAUGUCUGAAAUUUUCUAGAAUUAUUGUUUCAAAUAAUGAUGAAAAUGUACAAAUGGUGGCCUUUUUACUGAGAAAUAUUAUGGGGAAUGGGAUUGGAGAACUCUAGAACUCAGACUUACAAAGAAGUAUUACUGUAAAAUUCAUGUUACCAGUACAUACUUUUAAAGGAAUCAAAAAGAAUCCAAGGAGAAGAAAAAUUGAAAUGGAAACUUUAAGGGCUUAGAUAUCUAUGUUGUUCACUUGGUAAGCCAUUACUGUCUUGCAUAAAACAAACAAAUCCUGGGAAAUCUUCAUAGUUACUCAUAAAACAUUAAAAAAAAAAGUCUAACAGGUAAUACAUAUAUACCCAUUCCCCAUGUACAUGUAAUCAGUUGUUCAAGUAAGAACAGUACUUAAUGCAUUCGAACUGGCCCAGUCCAAAUAUUCAAUUCUUUAGUUUCAAAUUAGUAGCUUCCUUGUGUUGUAUCCAGGUUUGCAUCUUAAAAGCAUGAGCUGUCUUGCAAUAAACUUUUUUUUAACCUGCAUACACACAUUUUGCCUUAUUUGCAUUUCAGACAUGGAGGGAAUGCUUUAGUAUUUAACCUGCCAUAGUCACCUCCUUCCCCAAUUCAGAAUGUUAAAGUACGUGUGACUUUUCAACUGCUUUUACCAAAUCAAAAUGUUUUUACUGUAUUUUCUUCGUUAAGAAAAGCAAAUAAUUGUUACUACACUUAAAUAUUUUUUUUAAACACACCACCCCUACCCCCAGUAUAGCCACUGUGUGAAUUCAGGAGGGGAAACUUAUAAAAGGGUUUGAACAGAAAGGGAUGUAAUAUUUAAAUGCCACUGUGCAAAAAAAAAAAAAAAAAAAAAAAAAAAAAAAAAAAGGGAGAAAAACCUUGAUAUUGUCUUUAAAGCAUGCAAGAAGCAUUGACAAAAUUUUAUUUUUUGCUACAUGAAACCCUAUGUGUACGAAACAGUGUAGAGAUAGGAUUUUGUAAGGGAAUAAUUUUUUCAUCUCUUGCCUAAUAGUUGUGUAUUUUAGAAAUCAUUUUCAGUAAUAGAUUUUUCGUCUUGAGACUCUGCUUUCAGUAUCAUGUCUUUGGCUCUGGAUUCCUAUACAAUUUUUGUCUAUUUUGUGUAUAUAAAGCAUCUAAUACUGAAAAGAUUUAAAAAAGGAAAGCUGAAAUGCUUUGUCAUUGUUUUGACUGGAAAAUGGCAGUGCUGGGCUGUUUGAUAUUUUGAAAAUGUUUUCUAAAUAGGCACGAAUAUAUAUGGUUGUAUUUGAUAUCAAUUUUUUAAAUAAAUAUGAUUAUAGCUUCUAAUGUUUCUCUC